Amphiprion ocellaris (clown anemonefish) is the source of this 3335-nucleotide messenger RNA. RefSeq names its product COPI coat complex subunit beta 2 (gene copb2). Lineage: Eukaryota; Metazoa; Chordata; Actinopteri; Pomacentridae. The record is from RefSeq and is a predicted model, not a curated record. Gene Ontology annotation, molecular function: structural molecule activity; protein binding. Gene Ontology annotation, biological process: retrograde vesicle-mediated transport, Golgi to endoplasmic reticulum; intra-Golgi vesicle-mediated transport; endoplasmic reticulum to Golgi vesicle-mediated transport. Gene Ontology annotation, cellular component: COPI vesicle coat. The coding region runs from base 154 to 2970 and encodes 938 amino acids. The transcript has 22 exons.
ACGUCAUCACUGUUCUCGCAAGUCUCGCGAGAUUGAGGUUUGAGGAAGUUCCACGUCAGUGCACCGUUCAUUGAAGUCGCAACAUUUGGACCCCGAUUACAACUGUUCACACCACAUUUGUCAUAUUUUAUUGUGACGACACGGGGAUAAAACAUGCCUCUGAGGCUGGACAUCAAGCGGCGGCUGACAGCCAGGUCAGACCGAGUGAAGAGUGUGGACCUUCACCCAACUGAGCCAUGGAUGCUGGCCAGCCUGUACAACGGCAGUGUCUGUGUUUGGAACCACGAAACACAGACUCUGGUCAAGACUUUUGAAGUGUGUGACCUCCCUGUCAGAGCUUCCAAGUUUGUGGCAAGGAAGAACUGGGUCAUCACAGGAGCAGAUGACAUGCAGAUUCGUGUGUUCAACUACAACACCUUGGAGAGAGUCCACAUGUUUGAGGCCCACUCUGACUACAUCCGAUGUAUUGCUGUUCAUCCAACCCAGCCGUAUAUUCUCACCAGCAGCGAUGAUAUGUUGAUCAAGUUAUGGGACUGGGACAAGAAGUGGUCGUGCAGCCAGGUGUUUGAGGGUCACACUCAUUACGUUAUGCAGAUUGUCAUCAACCCCAAGGAUAACAAUCAGUUUGCCAGUGCCUCCCUGGACAGGACAAUUAAGGUUUGGCAGCUUGGAUCUUCAUCUCCCAAUUUCACUUUGGAGGGUCACGAGAAAGGUGUAAAUUGCAUUGACUACUACAGUGGAGGUGACAAGCCCUACCUGAUAUCAGGGGCUGAUGACCGCCAAGUCAAGAUCUGGGACUACCAGAACAAAACCUGUGUUCAGACUCUGGAGGGCCAUGCACAGAACGUGUCGUGUGUCAGUUUCCACCCGGAGCUGCCCAUCAUCAUCACUGGAUCAGAGGACGGUACGGUACGGAUCUGGCACUCAAGCACAUACCGCCUGGAGAGCACACUGAACUACGGUAUGGAACGAGUGUGGUGCGUGUGCGGCCUCCGGGGCUCCAACAAUGUGGCACUAGGAUAUGAUGAAGGAAGCAUUAUUAUCAAGGUGGGCCGAGAGGAGCCCGCCAUGUCUAUGGACACCAACGGCAAAAUCAUCUGGGCCAAACACAGUGAAAUACAGCAGGCCAACCUGAAGGCCAUGGGUGAUGCUGAAAUCAAGGAUGGAGAGAGGCUGCCGCUGGCUGUUAAAGACAUGGGCAGCUGUGAGAUUUACCCUCAAACCAUCCAGCAUAACCCCAACGGAAGGUUUGUUGUGGUGUGUGGAGACGGAGAGUAUAUCAUCUAUACAGCUAUGGCUUUGAGGAACAAGAGCUUCGGCUCAGCGCAGGAGUUUGUCUGGGCACACGACUCCUCUGAAUAUGCCAUCAGAGAAAGCAACAGUAUUGUUAAAAUCUUCAAAAACUUCAAAGAAAAGAAAUCUUUCAAGCCUGACUUUGGAGCUGAAGGAAUAUACGGAGGUUUCCUGCUUGGUGUGAGGUCGGUGAAUGGUCUGGCAUUUUAUGACUGGGAAAACACAGAGCUAAUCCGCCGCAUUGAGAUCCAACCCAAGCAUAUCUUCUGGUCAGAUUCCGGUGAAUUGGUUUGCAUUGCUACAGAGGAGUCCUUCUUCAUUCUGCGUUACCUGGCAGAAAAAGUAGCUGCCUCCCAAGAGAACAAUGAAGGAGUGACAGAGGAUGGUAUUGAAGAUGCCUUUGAGGUCCAGGGAGAGAUCCAGGAGAUUGUGAAGACUGGACUCUGGGUUGGAGACUGCUUCAUCUACACCAGCUCUGUAAACAGACUCAACUACUAUGUAGGAGGAGAGAUUGUCACUAUUGCACACUUGGACAGGACCAUGUACCUACUGGGUUACAUACCCAAAGAUGAUCGUCUGUACCUGGGAGACAAGGAGCUCAACAUUGUCAGCUACUCCCUGCUGGUCUCCGUCCUGGAGUACCAGACUGCUGUAAUGAGGAGAGACUUUGGAAUGGCUGACAAGGUGCUACCUACUAUUCCUAAAGAGCAGAGGACCAGAGUGGCACAUUUUCUGGAGAAACAGGGUUUCAAGCAGCAGGCGCUGGCAGUAUCCACAGACCCAGAGCACAGGUUUGAGUUGGCCUUGCAGCUGGGAGAGUUGAAGAUUGCCUACCAGCUGGCUGUGGAAGCAGAGUCGGAGCAGAAGUGGAAGCAGCUAGCAGAGCUGGCUAUCAGUAAGUGCCAGUUUGGCCUGGCCCAAGAGUGCCUGCACCAUGCCCAGGAUUACGGUGGCCUGCUCCUCCUUGCCACCGCCUCUGGUAACGCCACCAUGGUGGGCAAGCUGGCAGAGGGGGCAGAAAGGGACGGCAAGAACAAUGUGGCCUUCAUGACCUACUUCCUGCAGGGGAAACUAGAUCAAUGUUUGGAGCUUCUAAUCAGGACGAACAGACUACCUGAAGCUGCCUUCCUGGCCCGCACCUACCUGCCCAGUCAGGUGUCCCGUGUGGUCAAAUUGUGGAGGGAGAACCUGGCCAAGGUCAACCAGAAGGCAGCUGAAUCCCUAGCAGACCCUACAGAGUAUGAGAAUCUGUUCCCUGGGCUGAGAGAAGCCUUUGCAGCUGAACAUUACCUGAGAGAGUCCUGCUUGGGCACCUCCAGGCCUGCUAAAGACUACCCACUUGUUACACCCAAUGAAGACAGGAAUAUUCUCGAGGAGGCCCAGGGAUAUGAGCCCAAAGGAACCUUCAUUCCUAUGGUCUCCAAGCAGACACCAGACAGUGAAGAGUCCACCUCAGUGGAGUCAGCUCCUGUUGCUGCUGUGACGCCUUUGCAGCCUGAACCUGCUGCUCCUACAGCUGUGGAAAAAGAAGAAGAGGAGGAAGAGGAAGUCCCUACAUUCUCACAGUCAGAGAAAGAUAAGACUCUGGAUGAGCUGGAGGUGGACCUGGACAACAUGGAGCUGGAUGACAUCGACACCACAGACGUUAACCUUGAUGAUGACUUCCUAGAUGAUUGAAACCUGCCACCAGUCUGCUCCUGAGCACUCUUCAGAGCAUAUUUAAGAGAAAGAAAGAGACCAAACUCCCUUUCCCCCCUUUUUUGUAUUUGUACGUAAAAAUAUUAUAUUGUCACGUUCACCUCCUGCAGUGUCAGGGUUUAAAGUAGAAGAUGAUGAUAUCAGUAAUGUUUUAUUCUAAGAAGAAAUGCAGACGGAUCGGAUCUAUUUCAACUUCUUCAUUUUGUACAUCAUUUAUUGAUCAUUUAAGAAUGGCUGACUACCUGUCCACUGGGUGAUCUGUUAUUUACGCUUUGCUUUGUAUUGUCUGUAAUGGCGAAUGAAGUUCCCUCAGUCCAAUAAAUUUUGGUUGCUGUACAUAUUCA